Messenger RNA from Rhagoletis pomonella (apple maggot), 427 nucleotides. RefSeq lists its product as uncharacterized. The transcript is spliced from 2 exons. Lineage: Eukaryota; Metazoa; Arthropoda; Insecta; Diptera; Tephritidae. The record is from RefSeq and is a predicted model, not a curated record. The coding region runs from base 62 to 427 and encodes 121 amino acids.
AAAAACAGCUGAUUAUCCUUUUUAUUUAAAAUGAUGAAAUGUGGCAUCUCAGUCGAGAUAAAUGUCAAAUAUGCGAAAAGUACAAAGAGGAAUAAGAAAAAAACCGUAUUUCCUUCCCGCGGAAACGGAAUUUUUAGCGCCAGCAACGUAUUGCAAUUUUAAAAGGAUGUCUAUCCAGCCGACGAAAAGGAGCCGUGCAUCGGGGGAGCAGUUAAGCGCGAUGCUUGACUUUCUGGGUGAAAAUCCGAAUGUGGCGAGCGGCAAGUUCCAGAAGCUCCAUGGCAAGUUGGAGAACACCAAGAAGGGGGGGGCUGCCAAAUCUGUGGAGCAAUGGCAAAAUGUAAGUAUAAGUGAUAAAGUACGAGCAUUUCCGGAAAUGCAUUACUGCAAAACAUCGCACCUCUUAUUCCAAAAAUAUGUUUGCUGA